UCACAGCCCAAUACAGUCCCGGGAUUGAGGCACACACACACACACAAUGAAAGAAAGGAAAUAAAGAUCUUUAGAGUUAAAGAGGUGCCGUUACAAAGACUGAAUCCCAAACAUCAUCAGCUGAUCUGGUCGGCGCUGCCAAACAAACACAAGACCAACAUGGCUCAGAGAAGAUCAGCUCAGUUCAUCCGGGAGAUGAUCACCAGGCCGUGGAACACCAUGAGUGUGUUCCAGCAGGACAACCACCUCUCCCGGGUGCCGGACCACUACAAGAAGUUCUUCUGGGAGUGGAAGUGUGUGAAGCCCAAGCCCGUCCACUACGUCCCCACGCCCGGCAAGUUUGAGCAGCUGCCCAACGGUGACAUACUGCCAGUGCAGAACAUUCCUCUGCCACUGAAGCAGCCCAAGGAGCUGCACCAGGGCAUCUGGGGUGGUGAGGCAGUCAUCAAGGGCUUCCAGAAGAGAAAGCCGAACAGGCGACGGGUGCCCCACUACUGGGUGCCGGGUGUCAAGAAUUCAGUGGUGUACUCGGAGAUCCUGGACCGCCACAUGACACUGACAGUCACCGAGAGGACGCUGAAACUCAUCGACGACCACUACGGUUUUGACAACUACAUCCUGGAGACACCUCCAGCAGACCUCAUGUCCCAGCUGGCACUCAAGAUCAGGAGGGAGAUGCUGCUGGCGCUGGUGAGGGGGACAGUGUACCCCAACAACCCUGCCAAAAAGGAGGAGAUUCUGCAGAAGUACGAGAAACAUAUUAUUCCGGAGGAGGAGGCAGAGUGGUACGGCCUGAACCUCCUGGAAGCGUCGAACAAACAGAAGCUGCUGGAGGAGAUUGCCAACCAGCCCCAGCCACUCAAGCACAGGUUCAGGGCAGAGUUUGUGGAGUACCUGAAGACCAUGAAGCAGCAGCAGCAGGAGGAGAAGGAAGCAGCUGCACAGGAGAAGCAGAGCUCACCUGGACUAGACCCAAGUCUGUCCCCAAGUAGCUGGCUGUCCAAAGUGAAUCCUUUUGCCAAGAAGCAGGAUGAGUGAAAGAGAGGGAGAUGUUGAAGAUUACGAAGGAGAACGGAAAAGAACAAAAAGGAAGGGAAAGGUGUCGAAGAUUUGGCAAGAAAAGGAACAAGGAAAGUGUUUAUUGAGAUUGAGAAGGAAACAGGGAAAGGAGAAGGAAGGAAGAAAGACAGAAAGAAGAAAAAAAGAGAAAAGUAUUGAAGACUAGGGAGGAAAGCAGAAGAAGAAAGAAGGAAAAAUGCUGAAUGUUAGAAAGAAAAUGGAAAAGGAAAACAAGAAGGAAUAUUGAAGACUAUGAAGGAAAAAACAAAAGAAAAACUGAAAACUAUCGAAGAUUAGAAAGAAAAAAAAAGAAAAAAGUAUGAAAAUGAAAGAAAAGAGAAUGGUAGACGUGUUUUGUGUUUUGUACAGAUAAGUUAUAAGUAAAAUGUGUAAUUAAAGAGAGAGGUAUAU
Molecule: messenger RNA, 1470 nt
Organism: Scylla paramamosain (green mud crab)
Lineage: Eukaryota; Metazoa; Arthropoda; Malacostraca; Decapoda; Portunidae
Gene: mRpL28
Product: large ribosomal subunit protein bL28m-like
Exons: 8
Coding region: 160-1038 (292 amino acids)
Cellular component (GO): mitochondrial large ribosomal subunit
Molecular function (GO): structural constituent of ribosome
Source: RefSeq, a predicted model, not a curated record